Messenger RNA from Syngnathoides biaculeatus (alligator pipefish), 1027 nucleotides. Its product is annotated as beta-2-glycoprotein 1-like. The coding region runs from base 132 to 962 and encodes 276 amino acids. Gene Ontology annotation, biological process: negative regulation of complement activation, classical pathway. The transcript is spliced from 8 exons. The record is from RefSeq and is a predicted model, not a curated record. NCBI's taxonomy places the organism in Eukaryota, Metazoa, Chordata, Actinopteri, Syngnathiformes, Syngnathidae.
UUUGGGUUGAAGAAGAUACCAGAAGUGGCGUAUUUUGCAGACAGCUGCAGCAACGGAGUCGGGUGUCUUUACUUCUUUUACCGACGGUGGCUCUGAAGAAACAACAGGAAGCAGGACUGGAGGUAGCAGAAAUGAAGAUGCUGAGCUUCUCGCUUGCAAAACAUUGUCCAUAUCCUGACCCACUGCGCAAUGGAGAACUGCACUAUGAGGAUACGGUGUACCAGAGUACAAUCAACUACACCUGUCAUGAAGGGUACACCCUGUCUGGACCAAACACUACUAAAUGCCAAGCAGAUGGAAAAUGGAGUACACCAGUGCCAUUGUGCAAACCUGUAUCCUGUGGUCUUGCUCCAAUCCCAAAGUUUGGUCUUAUCAGUUACAACAAGAGGGUCAACGGAAACACAACUUAUUUUGGCACCCAUGGGACAUAUGAGUGCUUGCCUCCAUACGUCCUCUUUGGAAAUGCUCAUGCCGAGUGCACUGCCAACGGCAACUGGACUGAGACACCUGAAUGUCGAGUGGUCACGUGCCCUCCACCAGAGAACAUUUUCAAUGGUUAUAUGUCCAGUAACAACCAGCAAAAUUACAACUUCAUGGAGACAGUGCAGUAUGGUUGCAAAGGGGACUAUAUGCUGGAAGGAACCUUCCAAAUUGUUUGCCAGAAGAAUGGAAAUUGGUCUGAAAAACCAGCCUGUAAAGCUCCUUGUAGCAUUGACAUAAAAAGAGGAAGAAUACUGUACAAGGAAAAAAAACUCUGGAUUGAAGACCUCAAUCCAAACAAAGUCUUCCAUAGUGACAUUGUAUCAGUCUACUGCUUGGAAAAGGUCAGGAAGUGCGGCUAUGCUGUCUCAACUCAGUGCAUUGAUGGAAAACUAAAAAUCCCUGAAUGCUAUGAAGAGCCAAGCGGGAUAGAGUAUGGCAUUCAUUCUAGUUCACUUCCAUCAGAAAUACAAGGGUGCUGAGAUGAGAGCAUCAGACCUGUUCCCUGAUGAUGAUUGCAUCACCAUAAUACCCAGAGCAAAACCAC